AUGGGUUCCAUCGAAAAUGAGGUAGUUCUAGAUGCCCUGAUUGUAGGCGCAGGCUUUGGCGGCGUCUACCAACUCAAGAACCUCCGUGAUCGUGGCUACAACGUCAAGCUCGUUGAUUUCGCAUCAGACUUCGGAGGUGUCUGGUACUGGAACCGAUACCCUGGCGCACGAGUCGACAGCACCGUUCCACACUACGAGUUCUCUGACCCCAGCCUCUGGAAAGACUGGACAUGGAAGCAACGCUUCCCGGGUAGCGAAGAGCUACGAGAAUACUUCGCCUACGUAGCCGACAAAUGGGAUCUCCGAAAAGACACCGAAUUCAACACAUUCAUCUCCAAGGCCGUCUUCCACGAACAAAUCAACAUGUGGCACAUAACCAGCAAGACCGGCAAAGUCUACCACGCCCGCUACUUCCUUCUCAACAUUGGCUUUUCAGCAAAGCGACACACGCCAGACUGGAAGGGCAUCGAGAAGUUCAAGGGCACAUGGGUUCACCCUUCCUUCUGGCCAAAGGAGGAACCAGACCUCCGCGGCAAGAAAGUCGCCGUCAUUGGCACCGGCGCAACAGGCCUCCAACUCUCCCAAGAACUCAGCAAAGUAGCCGAGGAAUUCGUCCUCUUCCAACGAACACCCAACCUUGCCCUCCCAAUGAAACAAGUCAACUACACAGGAAAAGACCAACCACCUCCCCGAGAGACCUACCCAGCUCUCUUCGCCGGCCGCCGCGACAGCUUCGCCGGCUUCAACUUCAACUUCACCCCCCGCUCAACCUUCAGCGACACCCCAGAAGAACGCCAAAAGGUCUACCAAGCCCUCUGGGACCACGGCGACUUCCACUACUACCUCGCCAACUACGAGGACAUGCUCUUCGACAAAGCAGCAAACAAAGAAGCCUACGACUUCUGGAAAGCCAAAGUCCGCUCCCGCAUCAACGACGCCUCCCUCCACGAACUCCUAGCCCCAACCAUCCAACCCCACAGCUUCGGCUGCAAGCGCGUCUCGCUGGAAAACGGCUUCUACGAAAUCUUCAACCAGCCCAACGUAAAGCUCGUCGACGUGAAAAGCACCCCCAUCGUCGAAGUCACGGAAUCCGGCAUCCGCACCUCCGAGAAAGAAUGGGAGCUCGACUACAUCGUCUGCGCUACUGGCUUCGACGCCUUGACCGGCGGUCUACUGCAGAUCGAUAUCACGGGGAAGGACGGUCAGUCUUUAUCCGAUAAGUGGAAGAAUGGAACUAAGACUUACCUCGGUAUGGCCGUUUCUGGGUUCCCGAAUAUGUUCUAUACGUAUGGGCCUCAGGCGCCGACGGCGUUGUGUAAUGGGCCGACUUGUGCGGAGUAUCAGGGGGAUUUCGUUAUUGGGGUUAUGGAUUAUAUGAGGGAGAAGGGGUUGAGGUGUAUUGGGGCUAGGGGGGAGGAGGAGGAUGCUUGGGUUGAGUUGGUGAGGAAGUUUGCUUAUGCUUCUUUGUUGCCUGGGACUGACUCGUGGUAUAUGGGGACGAAUAUUCCUGGGAAGGUGAGGGAGCCGCUUAUUUACUUGGGUGGUGUGCCGAAUUAUUAUAAGGCGCUGGAGAAGUCGAGGGAAGGCGGUUUUGCGGAAUUUGAUCUCUCUUAG
Messenger RNA from Penicillium bovifimosum, 1614 nucleotides. RefSeq names its product flavin-containing monooxygenase. Bases 1 to 1614 code for a protein of 537 amino acids. The transcript has 2 exons. The record is from RefSeq and is a predicted model, not a curated record. NCBI's taxonomy places the organism in Eukaryota, Fungi, Ascomycota, Eurotiomycetes, Eurotiales, Aspergillaceae. Gene Ontology annotation, molecular function: NADP binding; N,N-dimethylaniline monooxygenase activity; flavin adenine dinucleotide binding.